CUUUCUAAUUUCUGUUUUUGUUUUUUGCAGAAAAUGGCUGUUCCACCUACUUACGUUGAUCUAGGAAAAUCUGCCAGAGAUGUUUUCACCAAGGGAUACGGUUUUGGCUUAAUAAAACUUGAUUUGAAAACAAAAUCUGAAAAUGGACUGGAAUUUACAAGCUCAGGUUCAGCAAACUCAGAGACAAGCAAAGUUACUGGCAGUUUGGAAACAAAAUACAAAUGGAUUGAAUAUGGCUUGACAUUCACAGAAAAGUGGAACACUGAUAAUACACUAGGCACAGAGAUAACGGUUGAAGAUCAGCUUGCACAUGGACUGAAGUUGACCUUUGACUCCUCGUUCUCUCCUAACACUGGGAAAAAAAGUGCUAAAAUUAAGACAGGAUACAAACGAGAACACAUCAAUCUGGGCUGUGAUAUGGAUUUUGAUAUUGCUGGCCCUUCAAUACGUGGAGCUGUGGUGGUUGGCUAUGAAGGCUGGUUGGCAGGUUACCAAAUGAAUUUUGAGACGACUAAGUCCAGAGUAACUCAGAGCAACUUUGCUGUUGGCUACAAGACUGAUGAAUUCCAGCUUCACACUAACGUGAAUGAUGGAACAGAAUUUGGAGGCUCCAUUUACCAGAAGGUGAAUGAUAAAUUGGAAACUGCUGUCAAUCUUGCUUGGACAGCUGGAAAUAGCAACACUCGCUUUGGAAUAGCAGCCAAAUAUCAGAUUGAUCCAGAUGCAUCUUUUUCUGCUAAAGUGAACAACUCCAGUCUUAUUGGUUUAGGAUACACUCAGACUUUGAAGCCAGGAAUCAAGCUCACGUUGUCUGCUUUGUUGGAUGGGAAGAAUGUUAAUGCAGGUGGUCACAAACUUGGUCUAGGAUUGGAAUUUGAAGCAUAAAAAAGAAUUGCACAAUCACUAAUUUGAAAACACCUUACAGCAUAGCUACCUUCAGAAUUUAGUGUACCUUUCAAUGUUUUAUGUCUGGGAUGCAAGUAUUGCUAUGUAUCAGUCAUGCUAAACCUGGUUAAAGACAGCUAAGCUUUAAAGUGUUGUUCUUUAAGAAGUGGAGAAAAAACAUUUUUUUAAAGAUCCUGAUUCCAGGCUUUUUUGGAACGCUGUUGCCCAUCACAGCUGCCACAUACACAUUACAAGGGAUGUAAAGGUACUGAUUUACCCUUAAAGUAAUGUCUAGAUAACUAAAGGCAGACUAGUGUGAUGUAGAAACUAGGACUUUGAAAAUUGCAGAUCAUGAUAGUGAAAUCUUAAUUCAGGAAGCAGUUUUCUGAGACUAAAUGUUCAGUUUCAAUCCAGGACAGAGUGUGCAAACUUGUCUGAAAAAGGGAUAUCUUUAGAUCAAUAAUUUGUAUAUGGUUUCAGUUUUAUUUAGUUAUCUUACACUUACAGUUGUCUUCAGAGUGCUUGAGAAUGUCCACCUUGUAUAAUUUCAGCGUGGAGAAGGUUUGAUGCGACUCAGCCAAUAAAACUUGUCCUGUGUUGUGAUUCCUUUCCCUUGCACUAAAUAUGGAAAAGCUUGUAAGACAGAGCCAUAAGCAGGGAAGAGUCUUUGUAACUGUAAUCACAUAGUGGCAUCACUUUAAAUUUGAAAUGGACUUUUGUUUUAUUACCACUUUUUUUAGCAAUUUAAUGGGUACAUUUUUAGAGUCUUCCAUUUUGUGUGGAACUAGACCCCAAAGUGCUGUACUUGACACUACUUAAAAUGAAAAAACCAAACCCACUUCAAUAAAAUAUUGAAACAUCACCUUUUA
This is a messenger RNA of Alligator sinensis (Chinese alligator), 1754 nucleotides long. It is a transcript of the gene VDAC1, whose product is annotated as voltage dependent anion channel 1. Gene Ontology annotation, biological process: monoatomic anion transmembrane transport. The record is from RefSeq and is a predicted model, not a curated record. The transcript is spliced from 8 exons. Gene Ontology annotation, cellular component: mitochondrial outer membrane. The coding region runs from base 34 to 885 and encodes 283 amino acids. Gene Ontology annotation, molecular function: voltage-gated monoatomic anion channel activity. NCBI's taxonomy places the organism in Eukaryota, Metazoa, Chordata, Crocodylia, Alligatoridae.